GCUCAGAUUAGGGUAACCGAAACCUCCAAACCCUACACGCUCUUUUUCUCUCUCUAAAUCGCCGUUUCUCUCUCUAGAUCCAGAAUCGCCGCUCCUCCUCCGGCGGCGCGUGAGAAUCUCCAUCGGCGCGUCAAACUGUGUGUUCUCACAUCUUAUGUUCUGUGCGACCCGCAUUGGUGAUUUCGCGCCAGAGGUUCGUCGGAGUCCCGCCGUGAUUUGGCGCUCACAUGGCGUCGGCGGUCUUAGCCAACCGUAACGAACCGAACUGGCCGCAGCAGCACAGAGGCGGUGCAACAGCAACAGGAUUCAUGGCGAAAACACCCUACCCUAAUUCAAACCCUAACCCUAACCCUAACCCUAAAUUUCUCAACAACAAGAGGACUCAAUCACCUUCCGAUGACGCUUCCUCCAUCAAUCGCCGAUCAAACGAUGCCGUCUCCAACGGCUAUUCCAACUACGCCACCUUCAACAUCGCCUCGUACAGCAAGAAGGAGCUCAGCGAGCUCAAGGCGCGUCUUCAAUCGGAGCUCGAAAUCGUUCGCCAGGUCAAGCUCCGAUUCGAGGCCGUCGAGUUUCAGCCCCGGCCGAUGAACCACAACCACAAGAAGCCCGUGAGCAAGAAGGUUGCCGGCACCAAGCGGCCGUUUCCGGCGAAGGAUUUGAAGCGGUCGCAGUCGGAGGUUGGGAACAUGAUGAAGGGUUGUGGCCAGGUUCUGCAGAAGCUGAUGAAGCAUAAAUUCGGGUGGAUCUUCAACGUUCCUGUUGAUGUUGUGAGUUUGGGGCUUCAUGAUUACUAUGAUAUAGUGAAGAAACCCAUGGAUCUGGGUACUGUGAAAUCGAAUCUGGCCAAGAAUGUGUAUGCUACACCGUCAGAUUUUGCGUCCGAUGUGCGGUUGACUUUCAACAAUGCAUUGGCCUACAACCCUAAGGGUCACGAUGUUUACGCCAUUGCAGAGCAGCUUCUGGUGAGGUUUGAGGAGCUGUAUAGGCCGUUGCAUGAGAAAUUCGAAGAGCCUGUUUUCGAUGAGGAAUUACAGGCUAGCUCUUGGAACCAUGUUGAGCCAGAGAGGGUCAUCAAGAAGAAGGAAAACCCAACCCCUCUUCCUCCGUCUGCGAAAUCGCCAGAGCCAUUACCUGUCCCUGAAAGGACCUCAAACCCUCCAUUGCUGCAGUCGCCUGUGCGCUCAUCAUCGCCAAUGCAACCUUUGCCGCAGCCUACGAGGAUGAGGCCCGCUUCGAAGCAUCCGAAACCGAAGGCGAGGGACCCUAACAAGAGGGAAAUGAACAUGGAGGAAAAGCAAAGGUUGGGAAUGAUGUUGCAGAGUUUGCCAUCCGAGAAAUUGGAGCAGGUAGUGCAGAUCAUAAGGAGGAGAAAUGGGAAUUUGAAGCAGGAUGGGGAUGAAAUCGAGCUUGAUAUUGAAGCUGUUGAUACAGAGACCCUUUGGGAGCUUGAUCGUUUUGUGACCAAUUGGAGAAAGAUGGUGAGCAAGAUUAAGCGGCAGGAACUACUAAUGGUCAAUAAUAAUAAUGACAAUGACAUUGACAAUGAUAAUAAUGUGGCACCAAACAAUGGCAAUGGGGAAUCACCAGCUAGGGAGAAUGUUGAUGAUGAUGCAGCUGAACCACCAAUUGAAGGGAAGAAGCAAAAGAAGAUAGAAGCAGCUGGGGAUGAAGAUGUUGACAUUGGAGACGAGAUGCCAAUGAACAAUGAAGAUGUUGACAUUGGGGAUGAGAUGCCAAUGAACAACUUCCCACCUGUGGAGAUUGAGAAAGAUAAAGAUGUCGCCGGAGGCCAUGCGAGUAGUUCUAGUAGCUCUGGCAGUUCUGGCAGUGAUUCCUCAUCAUCAAGUGAUUCGGACUCUGGUAGCUCAUCAGGGAGUGAUUCUGAAGCGGAGAAUGGGAAUUUGUAGCAGUGCAGGGCAGGGCUUUUGGAGCUAGUGGUCAACAAGAAGACCAGUGCUGGAUAGCGGAUGAAGAAACGUUUGCUUCGUUGUGAUUAUGCUUUGACUGCGUGAGCUAAGGGUUGUGGACAUUGUUGGUGGGUUGUUUCUGAGUGGAAGUAGUGGCUAGUUGCGUGAUGUCACUACUAUGAGCACUUGUUCCCAGGGGUUUGAACUUUGAAUCGUCACUUGCCUGUAAAAGUGAUUCCGUAAGCAAGAAGGGUUUGGAAGAUAAUGGACAAAAUUUCUAUGUCGGAAUGCUGUGACAUGCUAGUCUGAUAGAUGCGUCAGAGAGAGGGAGGGUAGAGGGAUAGAGAAUCAGUAGAACUAGUUAGUGCUUUCUUACGUUUCUAACUUGUACAUAGUAGAUAAAUCAUCCUUCGUGAGAAGGCAAUUUUGUGGAUCAGCAAGUAAACUUGAUGGGAUUGUUUAUGAGAUGGAGGCUACUUUUUCCAUUUUGUAUCUAUCAUGGAGGCACUUCACCGUCAUCAACCAAGUAAAGUGAAAGGAAAAAGGGAGUAGUAUCGUCUGGAAAUCAAACUGUGUUUUGUGUAAUAAUUGUGCUUGAAAAGACACAUUCAGCUAAGAGCCCGGAAAUUCUCAUGAUUUUGAAUAACAAUUUUAUCAGUAUAGGAAGAGAUGAAGCUGAAGCCUUCAAGGUAGAGAGUACAAUGAAGAGUGCCCUUUGCGGGAGUGGGGCUGUUAAAUAACCUCACUCCCCAGUCCCCAUUGGCUUAGUAUAAUUAGAAAAUGAUGUUCAUUUCAUUUGAAUUGUAUAAAUGAUUUUUUGGUAAAUUAUACUAUCUCUUUGUGA
Molecule: messenger RNA, 2754 nt
Organism: Lotus japonicus
Lineage: Eukaryota; Viridiplantae; Streptophyta; Magnoliopsida; Fabales; Fabaceae
Product: transcription factor GTE7-like
Exons: 4
Coding region: 228-1910 (560 amino acids)
Molecular function (GO): protein binding
Source: RefSeq, a predicted model, not a curated record